AUGGCAAAGGAUCAGAGCACAUCAGUGAAACAGGAGCCCGCUAAGAUUGUCAUUGUCGGAGGAGGUAUCGUAGGCCUCAUCUUUGCAAUGGCUGUCAAGAGACAUUGUGGUAUCACUUGUGAGAUAUACGAAAAGGCUACCAAGUUCUACGAUGAGGUUGGUGCGGCCCUUGGGAUGUAUCCAAAUGGGCUUCGGGUUAUCAGAGACAUUGAUCCAGAUUUGCUUCGUAAGAUCCAAGAGGCCGGAGCCCCCUAUGUGUAUAGGCGAUGGGAACGCCAUGACGGAACCGAGAUUGCCGCAGCAAAGGAGGAUGAACUCACAGAAGGAGACUGGGAGCUAUCGAGUAUUGGAAUCCGCCGAUGGAAGCUUCAAAAGGUCCUCUUCCAAGCGGCCGUGGGAAUGGGUAUCCCCUUUCACUUUUGCAAGGCUACCAAGGACGUGGUUGUAAGAGAUGAUGGAUUGGUCGAUGUCCUCUUUGAAGAUGGAAGUCAACGCACAACGCAGCUUCUCUUUGGCUGUGAUGGAGCCCAUUCCAAAGUUCGUGAGGUUGUGGCAGGAGAUGCCACUUCUCUGGAGUACACGGGUGUGACGUGUCUGAUGGGCAUUGCCGAAAACUGUCCGGUUCAGCAGGAAGGAAUCUCCUUCCCCAGUUCUCACACCACCGGUUGUCAUUCAGUCUACUUUCCUACUGGCCCCAAUGAACAAUGUUUCCAAGUACAUUGGCCCAUUCCUGUUGAACAGGCCAACAGUGGCAACUGGGGCAACCUGACAGAUACAAUGUCCAAGCAGGAAUGCCAAGCUCUUGCCAAGAGAUUGGAACAAGAUGGUUGGCAUCCUCGCUUUAUUGAGCCACUCCAUCAUGUUACCCACGCUGUCCGCGUUGGAUUUGCCUUGAUGAAACCCCGCUUGAAGAAGUGGGCGUACGGCAAGAACAAGCGUGUGGUUUUGGUGGGCGACGCUGCCCACCCGCCAGUUCCAUACAUUGGCCAAGGAGCUCAGAUGGGAAUUGAAGAUGCGGGCACCAUGGCCUGGCUACUCAAGAAGUUGUGCGUGGACUACAAGGGUAACUUCACACUCAAAAAAUUUGACAAGGCAGUAGAAAUCUACGAAAAGAUUCGAAUCCCCAGAACCAGUCACAUCUUGGAUUGCUCCAAAGAGCUGGGAAAGAUGCAGGAGCUACGAGAGGACCUGAGUGCUCGCGAAGACCUGGAAUUGAUGAUCCAGGGCGAGCUCAUGAUGAAUGGCACACUGCCCGUCAUGUUUCAGGGUGCGUCCCAUCAUUACAGAAUGUCCGCAGAUAAGGAAUUGAGAAAGUUCGAGUUGGAAGAAGAACGGAAUGCUAUUUCGGCAUACAUGCCAGGAGUCUUUGAGCUGUCAGAUGCUGAGUGCAAAAGAGACGCCAAGAAAGAAGAGGAGGAGAUGCGCCUGGCGUUCGAGGCAAUGAUGUACGGUGGUGCCCCAUGCCAAUGAUAGCACCUUGUUUUCCAGCAUGAUGUACAUGCAGCCAGCUAGGCAGCAAAAGGAUCGACGCACCGGUACCAGUGCCUUGUUGUAUAAUAUCUGGCUAAUUAUAAAUCCAUGAAUUUGCAUGAGG
This is a messenger RNA of Seminavis robusta, 1594 nucleotides long. The record is from the annotation of a GenBank genome assembly. NCBI's taxonomy places the organism in Eukaryota, Bacillariophyta, Bacillariophyceae, Naviculales, Naviculaceae.